Molecule: messenger RNA, 2455 nt
Organism: Hyposmocoma kahamanoa
Lineage: Eukaryota; Metazoa; Arthropoda; Insecta; Lepidoptera; Cosmopterigidae
Product: piggyBac transposable element-derived protein 4-like
Exons: 1
Coding region: 813-1820 (335 amino acids)
Source: RefSeq, a predicted model, not a curated record
GAAGACGUCGCCAGGCGUCCAACUGGCAGUGUGGACAUCCUCUGCAAGAGGUCUGGCUGACGGACGACGACGUUCCCGUCGAGUUGCGUGAAAUGGCGAGGGAUGUAAUUAGGAGGCGACGGGCGAGAGAGGAAGCAAUUCAAGCACGGAGAGGCACCCGCGUAAGUACCCGUUUAGAUGAAGGGCAAAAUAGCGAGGGCGAAGAUGAUGACGAAUUUGAGGACGCCAUUGAUGGAAGGGGUCCGCUUUUGGAAGGUGAGGAUCUCCACUUCGAAUGGUCACCGAUGGAGACUUUUCAGGGUGUCGAAGAAACUUUCAUUCCCGAGCAUACUGGCACUGUUUCAUCAUACACAAGUCCGUAUGAUGCAUUCCGUUCCUACUGGGACGAUGGCAUCUUAGAGACAAUUGUGAAUGAAACGAACCGGUAUGCUAGCCACAUUUCGUCGGCUGCCUUCCAAUCAGAAUGGUAUCCAACGAAUGCUGAUGAGUUGUUGUGCCUCUUUGCGUUCUGGAUGAUGACUGGUAUUAUCCGUAUGCCUACACUUUUUAGCUAUUUUUCAAGUAAUUUUUUAUUAAAAACGGAAGUCUUUUCCAGAAUUACAUCGCUAAAGCGGUACACCCAUCUCAACAGGGCUCUCCAUUUUGUGGAUACCACUCAGGCUGCGAACCCAACCACCAAUGACACUGCAAGCUUCGACCGAAUGUACUGUUUGAAACUUAGCCUUCCUUUCCAAAGAGUUAGACUUUCGUCUAUGCAAACGUCUUUCGACAAGACGUAAUUGGCCUGAAAUUUACUAUUUAAAUGAUCAAUAAUGGGUUUCAGACGGUACAAUCGGUCGGAGGCUGCAAAGUUCGGGAUCAAAACUUUCGAACUCUGCGAGAGCGCGACGGGCUAUCUCUGGUCUUUCCUGGUUUACACGGGAAAGCAGAGCUCUUUUGAUCUUGGACCGGAAAUCGCAAAAAGUACCGCAGUAGUUCUAAAGUUGAUUGAGCCCUUACUUAAUAAAGGGUAUCGCUUGUUUAUGGACAACUGGUUCAAUUCUCCCAUUCUCGCUCGCUUUCUUAAGCGUAAUGGUACUGACUGUGUCGGUACCUUACGUUCUUCUCGCGUAAACGUUCCGAAACUUGUCACACAUGCUCCGCUCCAACAGGGCCAACUAGUAGCGCGGCAUUCAGGGGACGUCUGUGUCUUGUCUUGGUUGGACAAAAAGAGAAUUACGAUGAUAUCGACAUGCCAUGGGUCAGCUACUGGCUUACCCAAUGUAUCAUCCCGUCCACCCUCUCGUCCUGAACCAUUCAAGCCACAGGCGGUCCUUGACUACAACCGAUCAAUGGGCGGCGUAGAUCUUAAAGAUCAAAUGCUUGAGCCGUACCUUUUGGAGCGCAAGCGGUGUGCCAAGUGGUACGUCAAACUUUUCAAGCGUCUGCUUAAUGCUUCUAUCCACAACUCUCGUAUCCUGUUAGAGUCUUCCCUGAAGGCCCGACAGGACAAUCUUCAAUUCCGCCUAGAAUUAGUACAUACUAUUCUUAGUCUUCACCACUCACGCAUUCCAAAAAGCCGGAGAGUCGAAUCAUCUCAUCGUAGAUCGCUUUUCCCUCAAGUUCUACACACACAUUGGCCCGUUCGUCUGCAGCAGUCAGAUACCGAUCAGACACGCAAUCGCCAAGGCCGGAAAAGGUGCGUCGUUUGCCUCCAGGAAGGGCGGAAAAUGCAAAAGACGCCUUUUAAGUGCGAUACUUGUGACGUGCCGCUGUGUGUGGAGAACUGUUUUAAAAUGUAUCAUACUAGCCGCUCUUAUCAUACUUCUUCUUCCAUGUAGUUUUGUAGGCAUGCUUUAGCUUCAUAUUCUUUUACGACCAGUUGUCUAUUGUAAGGGAUGGAUUGUAUGCAGGUAUGAUUGUGAUUUAUGAAUCUGAGUGAACGUGUGUUUGUAUUUGUUCGUGAGUGCUUGAGCACUCGUGAACAUGUCUGCUAGGGUGACCAAACGUUUGUAAAUCAAAAGAAUUAUUGUCAAGCUAUUUUGUCUAGAAUCAUUACGCUAUGAAGGUCUCGAUACCUGUCUAUGUUAUUCCUGAAAACACUAACUAUAUGGUAAUUUUCUACUUACCAGUUAUUCAGGUCAUUUUGAUAAUGAUGAAAGCUAUUUUAUUACUAUGUGUAAAAUACAUUAUCAAAGAGCAUUUCUGAUCACUGAACAAUAAACUAUGUCCAGCAGUGGACGUUUUUCGCCUGAAAUGAUGAACAAUAAACUAAUUUCAUGGUCACCCUAGGCAAUAUAAAUUAGUAACGACAAUAACGAAACAACUGCCGCGUCCGGCCUUACCGUCUCGUCUGCAUUACUCCACGAAGUCAGAGGAAACGGUAGAUAAUUAACAAAAACAAAAUUAUACAAGUACAUUUAAACUUCCAAAUUAUAACAAAGUAUAUGAUAGCAGAAUGUGGGCUUUUGUACUU